AUGUUGACGACGAAGAAGAAGACGAUUAACAACAAUAAUAACAACAGUGCCGCCGCCUUGGAUGAGGAUGAUCUUAUUGAAGAGGUCAUUGAGGAGAUCGAUGACGAUGUGGAAGAGUUGCCAGUGGAGCAAGUCGAUCAGGGUAAAGGUAAAGCAGCAGCAACAACAACAACGACGACGAAACGUCCAAACUUUGCCUACAAUGAAAGUCAGGCAAAGUUGAAUGGCAACAGCGGCAACAGGAAGCAGGCGACGCACAGUUCGGAGGAUGAUGAAGUGGAUGACGUCGAUGACGAUGAUGAUGAUGAUGUGGAAAUGGACGAGGAAAUGGAGGAAGAGGAAGGUGGCGUGGGUGUCGCCGUUGUGGGCGAAGGGAUGACCAUUGAUGAUAUUAUCGAGGAGGAUGAUGGCGAGGAUGAUGACGAUGAGGAUGUCGAUGAUGAUGAUGGGCAUGGACAACAUUUGGUUGGUGAGCAUGUGGUGGCCGACGACGACGACGACGAUGAUGAUGUUGACGAUCGCGACGACGAUGAUGACGAUGUGGAUGAUGUCGAUGAUGAGGAUGACGAUGUGGAUGAUGUCGACGAUGUAGAUGAUGUCGACGAAGAUGAUGAUAUCGAUGAGGAUGACUUUGAUGAUGAGCAGCAGCAGCAACAGCAGCAGCGUAGGAAUGUCGGCAGCAUCGUUGCUGACGAAGACGAAGACGACAACGAUGAUGAUGAUGACGAUGACGUUGCGAAUGCAGAGCAACGUCGACGUCAGCGUCAUCAGGGUCGUGGUCGUCGUCAUGAUGAAGAUGAUGAUGAUGAUGAAGAUGAUGUGAUGGAUGGCGAUGGCAAUGGCGGUACAUCGUCAUCAUCAUCGGAGAGCGAGUCGACAACGUCGCGAUCAACUGGAGCAGCUGCAGACACACAUUAAAAGUCAUUUCCUCAACGGGCCAACAACGACAACCGGCAGCAGCAGCGGCGGCAGCAGCAGCAGUGCAGCCAGCCGAAGCAGCCAAAGCAGCAGCCGCAGCAGAAGUAGCACAACAAAUAACAACAACAACAAUAGCAACAACA
Molecule: messenger RNA, 1061 nt
Organism: Drosophila nasuta
Lineage: Eukaryota; Metazoa; Arthropoda; Insecta; Diptera; Drosophilidae
Product: coiled-coil domain-containing protein 1-like
Exons: 3
Coding region: 1-918 (305 amino acids)
Source: RefSeq, a predicted model, not a curated record